CUAGUUAAUUCGCGGGGUUUAGUACUUUACCGCUGCGAAAGAUCUCAGAUUAUCAACCUUCAUAUUGGAUAUUUAAAACAACAUUGGCAGCAACAACAUAAUGAACUAGUAAUGUGGCUUAGGAUUUUAUACAUUAGCAUCUUAAUCAAGCCCAUUUAUCUCUCUUAGUGCCAUAAUACUUUCUUAAUGAUCUCAGAGUUUUAUGUUCUACUAGUCCAAUUAAUAGCAGAUUGGUAUUUUUUUUUACAUCCCACAUGAACCCUGCAAGUUUUUGUAUACAGUUUUUGUUUAAACCGUUGCAAUAUUUAAUUCUUUAAACUCUGUAACGGCUAGUUUUCUUUGUGUCUUCUACCUAGCGGACCCCUUUCCCCUGGUUCUUCUUUUUUUUUCUUGUAGUUCUCUCUUUCCUUUUUUCCACCUUUUGCCAUUAUUUUGAUUCUUCCUUUUUCCAGAUCCAAAUAUUUUUUGCACCUGAAAUGAUGAACUCCGAUUUGGCGGCAGAACCUUAUUACGGUUCUUGCAGCAAGGUUAAGGUGGUGGAAUAUCUGGAAUGCUCAAUGUCAAAAGGUCUGCUCUGUAAAUUCCCAGACAAUUCACCCUUUGAUUUUGAUUACUCUCAGAGCUCUAUUUGGUCGCCGUUAAUCCGCCGUCCCUCUUCCAGAAAUGUUCAGAACUCCGGCGACGGUAUCCCGGAAAAUCCCGCCGGACAUGAUGAAGAUGGCUUUAAUGGGCUCAAAAAAACCAAGUCUUUGACUGUGAAUGUUGAGAAGGAGUUCACCGAUUCCUCCUUUGAUUUCGAUGACUCUCAGAGCUCUAUUUGGUCCCCUUUGAUCCCUCGUCCCUCCACCAGAAAUCUUCUAAACUCCGACGACUUACCGGAAAAACCUGCACUUGAUGAUGAUGAUGAGUUUAAAGGGGUCACUGGAAUCAAGGCAUUGACUGCCAAUAUCAAGAGAAAGUUCACUGAUACUGUAAAGGAUAAUCUUCAAAUGUACCAAAACUUGAAGAAGCGAAAGAGGAAGAGUCAGGAAUUUUCUCCUUUACCUCGUACUCCUGGAAAGGGAUGGGGAAAGGUUCUGAGAGCUGCUUCUAAACAAUUCAAGAAGAUGAAGAAGAAGGAUGGUUCCAUUGGUCACAUGAACUUUAGGAGAUGUAUUACUGGUGGAGGCUAAGUUUUUGUUAUGCUUUUCUAUUCAUGUAAUUUAAGAUAUAGAUUCAGGUUCCACACAUUUGGUGGGUUUUCUUUUAGCUAUCCUUAGCUACAUUUACAUUUGCUGUUUAUUCUCUGAAGUAUUGAGAUGUAAUCAUUUUGGUCAGAUUAUAAUCCUUCGUCUGACAAUUCUGGGGAUAUUUAUCAUAUGAAAAUUUCAUCAUUCUUUAUAAUUUCCAGUUAUUGAAUCAUUAGCACCCUCCUUAGCAACACGUAGAUGUAGUUACAAUAAUGCAGUCAUAUCCAUGUAAUAAGAAGACAAAUUCUUGAAGAAAAGUUUCUGGAAGAAACAGGAAGAAAGUCAGAGAAUUGGUGCUUGUAAUUUCUUUGGGAGACAUCAGACAUUGUUAAGAUUGUUUAUGCAG
Oldenlandia corymbosa var. corymbosa is the source of this 1575-nucleotide messenger RNA. The record is from the annotation of a GenBank genome assembly. Lineage: Eukaryota; Viridiplantae; Streptophyta; Magnoliopsida; Gentianales; Rubiaceae.